AUGUAUGUGAAAUGGUUUGGUACAGUAAUGUUUUACUAUGUGAUUUUAGUGAAUGUCAUUUUUUGUCAUUUUCAAAUUUCCCACCGUUCCGUCCCCGUACGUCCCGAUGCUCGCAGGGAACGGAACCCAGAUGACAGAUGCUGGCAUCCGUCGGAUUAUAUUGCCGGGACACUGCAGGAGGGACAUCGCGGGAGCACAGGACAAGGUAAGUGAUUGAGGGAUCGUGGAGCAGCACCGCAUGGUAAGCCCGAGUGUAGCUCGGGGUUACCGCUUGUGCUACACUCGGGAAUACCGCCAGGGGGGUUA
Staurois parvus is the source of this 306-nucleotide messenger RNA. The record is from the annotation of a GenBank genome assembly. Lineage: Eukaryota; Metazoa; Chordata; Amphibia; Anura; Ranidae.